Messenger RNA from Branchiostoma belcheri (Belcher's lancelet), 3223 nucleotides. RefSeq names its product receptor-interacting serine/threonine-protein kinase 1-like. The record is from RefSeq and is a predicted model, not a curated record. Bases 248 to 2431 code for a protein of 727 amino acids. Gene Ontology annotation, molecular function: JUN kinase kinase kinase activity; protein binding; ATP binding. Gene Ontology annotation, biological process: protein phosphorylation; signal transduction. The transcript is spliced from 14 exons. NCBI's taxonomy places the organism in Eukaryota, Metazoa, Chordata, Leptocardii, Amphioxiformes, Branchiostomatidae.
AUACAGUAUCUAGAUCUUCAAGUCUAGUACAGUACAGUCUUCUAUCUACUUUCACUUCAGAUUGUCAACUGAAAAGAGAUUUGGAGUCAACCAAGAAAGUCCUACGUGUAUUCUCCCAUGAUCAAGUGGCUAUAAGUCCAAACGUGAAAAAAGCACAGUGACAGUGGGAUUCAUGACAAGUUUACAGUGAUAUCAUCCAUACUAGUCUUGCCUUCCAAGUAAUUGAUGAAAACACAAUAACAUAACAAUGCCAAACACAUCACAAGACGUGAAUGUACUUGAAUUCAAGUCUCUCACUGUUGGGGAGACUCUGGGCAGAGGAGCAUUUGGCACUGUGUUCAAAGCUAAGCACAAGCACUUGGGGGUUGUGGCAGUCAAACUUGUUUAUUCCAGGAGUGACCUGGAUGGAAGAAAUGAGCUGGUUCUGAGACAGGAGGUAACCAUGAUGAACCAACUGAACUGUGACCAUGUUGUUCGACUUCUGGGGAUCGUCCUGGAACCAGGAAACUACUGCCUUGUGGUUCAGUACAUGAGGUACGGUGGGCUGGCUGACUUCCUGACCAAAAUGGACAUCCCAUGGCCCUUGAGGUUCCGGAUGUCCUUCCAGAUUAUCCAAGGGAUGAACUACUUACACCACAUGACACCCCCUGUCAUUCACAGGGACCUGAAGGCAGACAACGUACUGGUUGAUGAUGCAAUUAAUGUCAAGAUUGCAGACCUGGGACUGUCUACAUGGAAGACCUGGAGAAGCCUGUCCAAGCUGGAAAGUAGACAGAGGGGUGAACAACCACAACACGAGAGACAGCGUAUCGGCACCAUUUCUCAUGUGGCUCCUGAAUGUUUGCAAGAUCCCAACCGCAAGCAAAAUGAGAAGAGUGAUGUCUACAGCUUUGGGAUUGUUCUGUGGGAGAUUCUGUCAAGACAGCGGGUCUUUGGAAAUGCACUGAACUCUACGACCCUAGCCUUCGGUAUUGUAUCAGGGAAGCGUCCAGACCUCCAGCUCAUUCCACCUGGUAGUCCAAGUGAGUUGGUUGAACUGAUGAAAAAGUGUUGGGACCAGGAGCCAGACCGUAGACCAGACUUUACAGGAUGCAAGCAGGCUAUUGAACCUGUUUAUGACACAAGCUAUGAGCCUGAUGUGGACAGUGCUGUCAUCUGGACCAAGCAAGAACUUCAAAAGAUGGACAAACUUGUUCAUCAUCCUGGAAGGGGGGUUUAUGCUCAGGAUUCGGCACAACAGGACCCUCUACCAUCCAUGGAGACUACAGUGGACCAGCCCCCACCAACUGAGCCAGAUGCACAAGAUGGAGAGCCUCCUACCAUCUCCCAGACUGUAGAGGCUGAGGGGCAGGGGCAGCUGAACGAGGCUGUGGCAGACUUGAGUCUGGCCCACAGCCCCUCUGAAUCUGACUCAUCUCUAACGGUUGAUGCAGAACUUGGAACUCCCUCACCUCCCCCAACUGAUGAGAAGAAGUCUUUCCCAGCUGGUGACAGAAAAGAGAGGCCUGCUACAGGUGCAACAGGUGCUACACCUGUCAGGGCCACAGAUCAGCAUGACAUCAGGUUCAAUCUGCAGGAGUCUUCUAAAUACGCCAAUAAGGGAGAGGCCCAGGACUGUAAGGGGGCCAGUGCACAGGAAGAAGGGCCCCAGCAUCCCCUGUUGACUAGCAGAGGAAAGGGUGCAAAACCUAUAACAGAACACGUACAGUUCACCAGUCCUGUGGAGUCAUCAGAGAAGAACACCUCCAUUCCAACUGCACAGCAGUAUGCAAUGCCCCCUAGGCCACAAGCUGGACCUUUCUACGCUACUGCAAGUGGACCACCUGGUCAUGGUCAGUACCAGCCUGCCUACCUGCCGGCCCCAGGUGGGUACUGGUACACACCUGCACCUGGUAUGCAGCCAACGUUCAUCCCACAAGGGUUUCCUAUGCCCUCAUGGCCACAACAGGGAGGUGGACAGGGACAGAAUGCCCCCAUUUUCUAUCAGAAACAAAGCUCUGACGGCAGCACCACAGUGACAAUGACCAUGAGUAAUGUAGAAGGGGUGCAGAUUGGUGACAAGAACGUGAUGUAUGUGGGUGGAGCCCAGGGUCCACGAUCAGGAGGUAGGCAUCACCCGGUCCGCCAGGGCAACAUUACAUACAGGGGCAAGAUCACAGAGUCUACUAGGAAAGUAGAAACCAGAGACAUCCAAGCAGUGCAGGAAGGAAUUGGAAAGCAUUGGAAGGUACUGGCAAGGAAACUUGGUUUCCUGGAAGGCAAAAUUGAUAGUUUUGACCAUGACUUUGACAGAGAUGGACUUGAUGAAAAGGUGUACCAGAUGCUGAGGAAGUGGAGUAUGGAGUGGGGGAAAGAUGCCACAGUGAAGGCAUUGGCUGAUGCCUUAUGUUCCAUUGGGAAAGCUGAUGUGGCAGCUCUGCUGAAAGACUAAGCAUUUCACUGUUCAUUAAUGAAUUCAUGCUAAAUUCUGUGACAAAUGGGUAUAUGGUUGGUGGAAGGCUUAAGAACAGACUAAUGAAGGAGCAGAUAGAUACAAAGAAAGGAGCAUUGAUUUUUUUAUUAUGUAAGUAAUGACCAAAGAAUUUGUCAAAGGGAAAAUGUGUACAUGAGUGUGUUUUAUGAUAAUGUUACAAAUUUCUGGUACUUGCAAGAUAUUGUAUUUUCUACAUCACAAAAAUUUUAUCAAUGAUAAUACAUGUAACAGUGCAUAUGCUGCUGUUGUAAAUCCUUCUCUGAGUUUGCAAAAUCAGACAGGAUUUGAUGGAUUCCUACAGCAGCAAAUUACAAUAAUUUCUGGGCUCUUGCUGCCAUUUUGUCCCCAGCAUAUGGCGUCCUGAAAUUCAAUACUUAAGACAGAAAUAAAACUUUAGACCAGUAAUACUUUGUUAAAGCACUCUACAUUGUCAGGUCAGUGAUAGUUUGUGAUUAUGUCUGUAUGUUGGUGUUUCUUCUUUCUCAGAAUGAAGAUAAUUCAAUAAGACUGUUUGACACUUUUACUGAUAUUCUAUGUUAAGAUGUUAAGUGUUAGUGGUGGUAGUGUUUAGUUGCAACAUUUUUCAGAUUUCUGAAAAAAAAAGUAUUUUUAAAAUGAAACUUGACUGUCAGCUAAGGCAAAGUACUGCCUGUUGUCAUGAAAAUUAUGUUUGAAAUGCAGACUUAUACUGCCCAAGAUGUGGUUAGAAUAGCCUUAUAGUCAGCUCUGUAGUCAUGUCAGGGGUGAAUC